CUGACUCUGUCUCACUCAUUGUGUGUGCUCUUCUUAUUCAAUUCCCUAUGCCACAAUUCCAUAUCUGCCGGUGAGAAAAGGCAAUGGCUUUGUGGUGUAGGGUCGGCCAAUCCAAGUUUAAGCACUUGUACCGCCAUUUUAAGAGUGUCCCUUAUGGAUCUUUGCUCAAUUCUACUGUUUCAAAUACGAAACCAUGUGUUUCUCCAGAGAACCCGUAUUUGUCCUUUCUCAAUAAACCCACUGAUUUUUUCAACAAAGUGAGGUUUUUUGCUGCUCCUGUUCAGGUUAAGCAAAAGGAGGAGAAGGAUCAGAGUGGACCGCGAAUAAACGAGCAAAUUAAGGCUGAGUUUGUUCGGCUUGUGAUGGAAAACGAGCAUGCAAUUGUCUCGAGCUGUGAGGCUCUGGAUCGUGCAAGGAAACUCAAGCUUGAUUUAGUCGAGGUUCAAGGGAAAACCAAUCCACCUGUCUGUAAAAUAAUGGACUUCCAUAAAGAGAAGUAUCAGAAAAAAUUGAGGGAAAAGGAUCGUGCAAAAGUCAAGUCUGAGGGGACUUUGCGAACAGGAACUACUAAAGAAAUCAGGUUUUCUGGAAAAAUUGAACAAAAAGACCUGCAGAUGAAAGCGGAUAUGGUAAAGAGAUUAAUGGAGCAAGGUUACCGAGUGAAGUGUACUGCCAGGGGGACUGCAGAUGCCUUGGAAGGAACUUUAACCCGUCUCUCUGCUUUGAUUGAAGAUAUAGCUGUUGUUGAAAGUGGACCACAUUUGGGGAAAGAUGGUGCAUAUGUGAUAGUCAGGCAUGUAAAAUUUGGCUUAUCAAAGAAGGGCGGUGGAAAAAAAUAUCAGGCUGCAGGAGAUACGAGCCCUAAAGUUGAGAAGGUCACGUCAAACUCAAAACCAGUUGUUGAUUCUGGUGGUCCUAUUGAAGAUCUGGAAGUGGAGGACAUCCAUUCUGGUGAAGCUGACCAAGCUAUAUCCUCAAAAGCGAUGCAAAAUGAAAAUCUUAGGGGCAAGAGGACCCCCUGGUCAGUAUCAGAGUCUAGUGAUGAUUUUGGUAAAGUAUUCAACUUCAGUGAAGAUGCAAAGAGAGUUGCCUCCAAUCCUACAAUUGAACCAAUGGCUGAUUCGCUACAUGGGGCCUCCAUUCGUUCUGAUAGUGAUGGUUCGGUAUGGCAUCCCAAACAAGUUUUUGAUUCUACAAAAGCACACCCAAUCGCUUCGCAAUCAGAUCCCAAUAUGACUGAAAAUAGAUACAAAAAGAACAACACAGUAAAUCGAUUUUCAACAUCUAAAGUAAUGGAUGAUAAGGGCAUGGGUACAAGAGACCCAGUCAGGUUCCAACCCAGAUUUUCAAAUUAUGGAAGGCAACCACCAACAGAUAUGAACUUCUCGCCACCAACGAGGGAGAGUGGGAAAGCCGAGGUCAAGGCUCCUCUAUUUAAAAACUCGAAGCUUCCUCUUGAUGAUACUGCCAAGCAAGAAUCAUCUGGUCCUGGUGCUCCCAGUACUCCAAGGCCUGGUUAUGGAAUUUUUAGUGCUCAAAGUGCAAAUUCUCCAGGGAAACAGAGUGUAGCAGGAGAAGUUAACCGGAAUAGAGAAGAAAACCCUUAUUCUGCGAGAAAUCCUGCAAUGAAAGGGUUCACAGCAAACCAGAACCCACCCGGUUCAAAAUCUGGUGGAAGCCAGCCAGAGAUUGAUAAAGGUGGACAAGGGGGAUGGGGGAUCUUUGGCAGAGAGAGCUCUAAUUUGGCCAGGAACAGUUUAUCUAAGGAAAACUAGGCUGCAAAUACAGUACACAUUGUAAUGAUUAUUUAUUUUCAAGGUGUCUGAUUGCUAAAUGAUAUUUUUAUUAGUCACGGUGCUUACCCAUUAUUUGAGAAGAACAAGAUAUUGAUUUCCCUUCAAAUAUGUAUUAUUAGUUAGCACGCCCUUAUAAUAUUUAACAGGCUGCUGAAAAUUUUGA
Messenger RNA from Ziziphus jujuba (common jujube), 1959 nucleotides. RefSeq names its product translation initiation factor IF3-1, mitochondrial. Gene Ontology annotation, molecular function: translation initiation factor activity; ribosome binding. NCBI's taxonomy places the organism in Eukaryota, Viridiplantae, Streptophyta, Magnoliopsida, Rosales, Rhamnaceae. The coding region runs from base 84 to 1775 and encodes 563 amino acids. Gene Ontology annotation, biological process: ribosome disassembly; translational initiation. The record is from RefSeq and is a predicted model, not a curated record. The transcript has 8 exons.